Molecule: messenger RNA, 2042 nt
Organism: Salvia miltiorrhiza (redroot sage)
Lineage: Eukaryota; Viridiplantae; Streptophyta; Magnoliopsida; Lamiales; Lamiaceae
Product: putative F-box protein At3g58960
Exons: 2
Coding region: 52-1287 (411 amino acids)
Molecular function (GO): protein binding
Source: RefSeq, a predicted model, not a curated record
AUUUAAAACUCUCUCAAAAACAUUAAUUCAAAAUUUGCAGGUCUUCCUCCCAUGGAGAAUCCUCAGAAAAGAAUUGCGGGACUCGGCGAAUCCAAACUUCCACAGGAAAUCAUUCACCGCAUACAAUGUUUUAUGUCUGGGAGGGAUGCUGCUCGAUCCACUCUCGUAUCCAAGUCGUGGCACGGCGCGUGGUGCAUGCGCCCCAACCUCUGUUUCGAUCAAUCCGCGUUUCGGGAUCGCAUGGAUAAGUUUCCCAUAUUCACGAUGAAUUCUAUGCAGAGGUAUGAAGAUUUGAACCUAAAGAUUAAGAGUUUCAAGCUAUGUAUGGAAGUUAACAAAAAUUCUGAUCUGGCUACAGAAUUGAUUUUGAAAGCCAUCAAAUUGGGGGCUAUUGAUCUCACCAUUGAGUUUCCAAUCUCGGAUACUGGUAGAUAUUUUGUUCUACCAGAUGAGGUGCUUGAACCAGAAACCCUAGUUAGAUUAUGUGUUCAAGGGGUCAUGAUAAUUGCUUUCGAAAAGAGGAAUAAAGUGGUAACCUCCUCCAAUCUUAAAUCCCUUCAUCUAUCCUAUGUGUCUGUAAAUGGUGAUUUUAUUAGUGAUUUGAUUUCGAGAUGCCCAUCCAUUGAGAAUUUAAGAUUGACAAAACUUAGGAAUUCCCAUCUCUUUAAUGACUUGUGGCCUCAAUUUGCUUGCCUCAAAGAAUUGGUGAUUGAGAAUAUCAACUUGGGCGAUGUAAGAAUCUGUAGCCCAUCACUUGAGCGCAUAACCAUACACUUACAUGAGUUUAGAAACGUGAUGAAUGCAGAGUUUGAUGUUCCAAAUAUUCGAUACUUUAAGUUUGAUGGCCGUGAUAUUCCUUGCCUCAAGUUCAAAUCAAUAUGUAGUUGGGAAUGUGAGUCGGAUAUACACAUACAUUUCACGCCCUACAUGGCUGGUGCUUCAUCGCCCUACAUGGCUAGUGCUUCGUGGUUCUCUUCGUUGAACCAGCUGCUAAAAAUGUUGAGCCCAUCCCGAGUUUCUCUGUCUAUAUUCAUUGGCAAUAUGCAAUAUGAUGGAUAUAGAUAUGUGGGAGAUGGUUCAGCUAUACCUGUGGUGGAGAAUUUGACGCUAGAGGGUUCUGCAGUGACCCGUGCUUCUAUGGAUUCUUUACUUUGGAGUUGUUGCCCCAAAUUCAUAAACAUUCAGAAACGUUAUGCAAAGGUAGUGGAUUUGAAAGUAUUCAGACAGUUGAAGAAGAAGACAUUGUUAGAUGCCGGGGAAAUUCUUCACUUCCAACGUAAGUAUUAGGUAAAAUCACUUCAUGUUUAAUUAAGUUAAUUAGAUUUAAUGUCUAUCAUUCAAUGAUGAGUUGUUUUUUUUAGUUAAUAAAUAUACAUUCAUGAAUAUAUAGACAAUUUUCUCAACUCCAUCUGUUUUUAUGUUCUAUUUCUUUGGUAAACUCAUCUGAUUUUGAUCUUGCUUAGUUAAAAUGUUGAAUAAUAUAUCAAAUCAAGGUGCGUGGUUUAAUUUAAUAUCUGGAAUUUAAGAUGGUGAACCUGCACUCAUCAUGAAUUUAGUUUGAUUUUUAUGGAGAUAAACUUUGCUGUUACUCUUGUUUUUACUCUCCUUGGUAUUUUUUUCCUCGUUAUUAGAUUGAAGAACAUUUGAUUUGUGGAACUUGAUUUUGAAACUUGUUAUUAGAUUUUGAAAAUUUGUUAUGUUCAUAAAUGAUUGUAAUGAAUGUCGAUGUUAUGAAACUGCUUUUCUAGGGGCAACAAAUUAAAUGUAUUCACAAAAUAAUUUGGAUAUUAAAGAUAGGGUAUGUGAAGAACUGUAGAGAUGUUGAUAUAUAUGCUGUUGCUAAUAUAGUGAGCUGUUGCUGCUGUUUCUCAUAUGAAAUUGUAUCUUGAGAAACAAACAAUUGAGAAAUGAUAACUGCUUCUCUUUUACUUUCAAACACAAUGUUUACUUCAUAAAUUCUUCUGUAUGAUUUGUGGCCUCAAUUUCCUUAUUUAUUUGAUAUUGAUUUUGAAAGCGAUCAAAUUGGGGGUUACUUAUUUGGU